GUUAGUUAUAUAGUGUAUGUCAACUCCGAGACACAACUCAAACAGGUUAGUUAUAUAGUGUAUGUCAACUCCGAGACACAACUCAAACAGCACAUCAAAAGUAGAAGACAUAAAGACCGAGUAGCAGGGAAGCCAGCCAAGCCCAAGUUCAGCCCGUAUGGUCUACCACCCCAACGCAACCAGUCAGUUGGGAUCACUCUGAGGAAGGAGCAGGACGUGGCGAAGCCUCUCGCCUCGUGCCUCUUACAGCGCCAUCUCUCCCUUGCUGCUGCUGCUGCCAUGGCAACCCUGUCCCCGUUUCAUUUACGCCCUGCCCCUAUACCUGGCCCUGCCAUCUUUCAGAUUCAGGCCCUCCCCAGACCUUGUUACAUCCUGCCCCAGGACCUUUCC
Messenger RNA from Oncorhynchus gorbuscha (pink salmon), 390 nucleotides. RefSeq names its product zinc finger protein 385D-like. NCBI's taxonomy places the organism in Eukaryota, Metazoa, Chordata, Actinopteri, Salmoniformes, Salmonidae. The record is from RefSeq and is a predicted model, not a curated record. The annotation marks the transcript as partial. The transcript has 3 exons. Gene Ontology annotation, cellular component: nucleus.